This is a messenger RNA of Malania oleifera, 1207 nucleotides long. Its product is annotated as DNA replication complex GINS protein PSF3-like. Gene Ontology annotation, cellular component: GINS complex. The transcript is spliced from 7 exons. Lineage: Eukaryota; Viridiplantae; Streptophyta; Magnoliopsida; Santalales; Ximeniaceae. The coding region runs from base 334 to 894 and encodes 186 amino acids. Gene Ontology annotation, biological process: mitotic DNA replication initiation. The record is from RefSeq and is a predicted model, not a curated record.
GAAGAAGACAGGAUAAUUGUAUUUUGCAGUUUUUCCCGCCCAAGGAAGAUGUAUGCUUUGUGUUGUUCGGUUGAUCCAGAUCGCUCCAUAUAAAUACUCACCCGCUCCCUAAAAUUUUCAAUUUCCCUCCCCUUCUUCUUCCUCAUCUUCUCCUUCUCCUGCCAGAGACUGGUGCCGAAGAACGUUUAACUCAGUUUUGCUAGGUGAGGAAGCAACAAGGUUUAACGCUUCGCAGACGAUUUUGGAAUGCAUUUUCUAAUGCUUUAAUGAGUAGUGUUAGAGAAUUCAAAAGAGACAAUCAGAGCAAGCAAGAAUAAGUGGGUAAUUUCAAGAAUGGCACAUUAUUAUGACAUUGAUGAUAUUAUAACAGAAGAAGAGAUUGUUUCAGUUAUGUUCCAAAAGGCAGCUAAUGGAGUGGGGCUUCUUGAUCCCAGUGCUGAAGCUAACUGCGUUGAACAUGGUUCAAAGGUAGAACUGCCUUUUUGGAUUGCUCAUGAAUUACAUCAGAGGCAAGCAGCAUUGAUCAAUGCUCCCACCUGUUUCAAUCAAAAAACAAGGAAGGAAAUACAGGCUGAUGCUGCAUGUGUGGAUCUAAGGAAUCGGUGUCCAUACUUUUAUGAAUUAGGAUGCAAGAUUGUAGAAUCGAUUGGAGAUAGGACCAUUGGAUCCUUGCUUCUGAUUGCGUUCAGGACUAGGUACAAGGAGGUCUUGACCAAGGCCCACACUGCUGCAUCUAUCCUAGCCCCCAAAUUCUUGGCACUAUUAACAAAGGAGGAAACCCACUUAUUCGAGGCAGCUCAAUCCUCAUUGGCAACAUUCAAGAAGUGGCGGAUGGGCGGACCCAGAUUUCAGAGAGCUUCUAUUCUUGGUAGGAAGAGGAAAUCAACUGAUUAAGUGGAGAAUAUUCAUAGUAAUACGGUAGUUUGUACCCUACCACUAAGGUUUCCAUUUAAGAGCAUAGUCUGGGGAGUUCAAUUCACCAUGAGAAAAAAAAUCAUAAUGGCAUCAAUGCCCAAAAUCAACAGUAGGUCUUGAAAGAAGGGAAAAGAAAUCAAUGUCCGCAGGCUGAUAUACAAAUUUCUGCUGUUGGCAGUAACUGCAAUUGUGAGAAUUAAUGUAACGCAUUGUGCUAACUGGAAGACUGGUCAAUUGAUAAAGUUGUAUUUGUAAAUUCAUUUAAUUACUAUAGCAUAAUCUUUUAGAGCCA